Molecule: messenger RNA, 1252 nt
Organism: Rhododendron vialii
Lineage: Eukaryota; Viridiplantae; Streptophyta; Magnoliopsida; Ericales; Ericaceae
Exons: 2
Coding region: 457-1011 (184 amino acids)
Biological process (GO): protein histidyl modification to diphthamide; tRNA wobble uridine modification
Cellular component (GO): nucleus; cytosol
Molecular function (GO): metal ion binding
Source: RefSeq, a predicted model, not a curated record
AAAUUACAUUUUGUGAGUAGUUUUCAUUUAAAGACUGUGGUUUACCUAUUUUUCAAUAUGAUGUUUCAUAUUUAAUGAGAGCAUCAUGUUCCCGUACCAUUUGGUAGCAUGAUAGAAGUUUUGCCUAGAAAAGAGCGAAGAAUUUGAAAUAAGAUACGAACUGGGGCGAAAGAGCAAAACAUGAAAAAUCGAAGGUCGUGGGCUUUAAUAAUCGGCGAGCAGCACCCCCACGGAUACACAUCUGGGAAAGACGAUCUAGACACACACAGAGAGAGAGAGAGAGAGAGAGAGAGAGGAUCCCAGACGAUCUAGACAGAGAGAGGAAAAUCAAAUCCAAUCAAAUCAACGAGGACGAAGACGUUGCAUUUUCAUAUUCUUUUUUGCUAACUAGUUCCUCUUCCAAUUUGAUUAAUCAAGUUGAAGCGAUUGGAUGCAAGCAACUUCCGCUUAUCAACCAUGCUUUCAGACAACAAUUUGGUCCAUAAAACCCUCUAUGACAUUCUAGGUGUGAGGGAAGAUGCAAACUAUGAAGAAAUCCGUACAAGCUAUCGGUCUGCCAUCCUUGAUUCCCACCCGGAUAAAAUGCAAAAGGCUUCCAAAACUUAUAUUCCAGAUCAUGAGUUGGAAAACAGAUUUCUAGAGGUGCAGAGGGCUUGGGAAGUCCUCAGCCACCCAAAGUCACGUGCCUCUUAUGAUAGUGACCUACGCGUGCUGAGACGAGAAGAAUUUGUUGUUGCAGAAGAUGUUGGUUUAGAGGAUCUGAUGGUUCAGAGUAAAGGUGAAGUCUUGGAGCUCUUUUACCAGUGUCGAUGCAGUGACUACUUCUCUAUCGAUUCUCUUGAGUUGGAGGAGAUGGGUUAUCGUUUGUUGAGGGAGGGUAGUAAGAUCUCUUUACGAAUGUCGGAUGCUUUGUCAUCGUCAGUUCUUCUUUCUUGUGGUUCUUGCUCUCUGCAAAUUCGCUUGUUGAUUAAUGGCGAAACUACGCUUGAAACUAAUGAUCCUUUACAGUAGGUUGGGUCUGUUUACUUUGUUUCCUAUCAUCAAUGAUAAAACAUUCUGUUGUCCUAACCUUUGAAAAGCAAAAUUAGGUGUUUUAGGGCUUUGUUUUUCUGGUUGGGGAAAACCUUUGCCUAAGUAUACACGUUUUUGUUGUAGCCAAUUUAAUGUUGUUGUGUCACUAGAGAAUAUUGUGUUAUUUUAUUUUAUUUAGGAAAAUGCAACUUAUAUUGAUAAAUAAACUUCAUUGUUCCUA